This is a messenger RNA of Melanaphis sacchari, 2341 nucleotides long. Its product is annotated as UDP-glucuronosyltransferase 2C1-like. Bases 99 to 1733 code for a protein of 544 amino acids. The transcript is spliced from 6 exons. Gene Ontology annotation, molecular function: UDP-glycosyltransferase activity. The record is from RefSeq and is a predicted model, not a curated record. Lineage: Eukaryota; Metazoa; Arthropoda; Insecta; Hemiptera; Aphididae.
AAUUUAUAGUUGUUUAGAUCAGUAUUCCAUCGGCUAUUAUAACCGGCUGUUUGCAGUGUCGUUUAUCUUAUAUUUUUGUUUAGCUAAACGGGCGGACGAUGAGGUUCGCUCUUUCAACAGCAUACUGCAACAGCAACACUAUGCAACUGUUGAAGUUGUUAACAUUGUUGUUGUUUGCGGCAAGAUCGUCCAGUGAGGGACAGAAGCUAUUAGUGAAACCAUUGAGUAUAUUGGCGUUUUUGCCAACUGAAGGUAAAAGUCAUUUCAUGGGCUUUAAACCGUUACUCGAAACUCUUGUUUCCAGAGGACAUAAUGUCACACUGGUUUCACCAUUUGCGCUAGACGGCGCCAAACUGCCGUAUCGUCACGUCAAAGUGGAAAAGACGUUGGGAGAUAUCGACAUGAUAAAAAUAGCAAAAUUCGUGAACCUCAUACCCACGCCAUUGCAUUUGUGGUGGUUUGGGCCGUACAUUAGCGAUACAAGCUUGGAUAAACCGUCGGUGGCAAACUUCAUCAAGAACGACCGGACGUCAUUUGACUUGGUGCUGUUCGAAAACUUCUAUCAUGAGAGUUUCGUUGCCAUCGGACAUAAGUACGGGGCGCCUGUGGUACAGCUUCUGCCAUUCUCCGCCAACUCCAGAGUAUCGCAGUGGCAAAGCAACCCGUACAACCCAGCCUACAUUACGGACCUGGUCAGUGCGUUCGGAUCCAACAUGACGUUUGCACAGCGCACCACCAAUGCAGUGUCUGCGUUCUUCUACACUGCCGUUUCCCGGCUAGUAUACCUGCCACUGCAACGGAACGUUGUUAAAAAGCACUUUAUUUACCCGGAACACGAAAACCGGCCCGACCUCGCCGACAUGCUACGAAACAUAUCGCUAACACUAGUCAACAGUCACCCGGUCGUCGGUUCAGCCGUGCCAAUGGUCCCCAGUUACGUGAACGUGGCUGGCAUGCACUGUGUACCCGCCGGACCAUUGCCCGAAGACCUGAAGCAAAUAAUGGAAAGUUCUAAAGAAGGUGUAGUUUACUUCAGUUUGGGAUCAGUGGUAAAAUCAUCCAAAAUGCCCAAGGAAACAGUGACUCUAUUACUGUCAGAGCUCUCGAAAAUCGAACAGACCGUCCUAUGGAAAUGGGAAACGGAAGAUAUACCUCAACUACCUAAAAAUGUCAUCGUUCGAAAAUGGUUUCCCCAAAACGACAUACUAGGUCAUCCAAACUGCAAGUUAUUUAUCACGCACGGUGGAGUACAAAGCACCACCGAGUCCAUCUACCAUGGAGUGCCCAUGUUAGCCGUCCCCGUUUUUGGCGACCAAAAGGGUAAUUCACUACGCGCACAGUACAGAGGUGUUGCUAUACAAGUGCCAUAUUUCGAUUUGACGCAGGAAGCGUUUGGCAGUGCACUGCACAAACUGCUUAACGACCCAGCGUACCUGGAAAACGCCAAAAAGUCAUCCGUCUUGUUCAGAGACAAUCCACUGCCACCACUAGAAAAUGCUGUGUUUUGGAUCGAGUAUGUGGUCAGACAUGGCGGUGCAAAACAUCUGCGGACUGCCGCCAACGACCUUUAUUGGUUCCAAUACUUGCUUUUGGACGUCUUGUUACUGGUGUCGAUCGUAAUCGUAUUGACGUCGUGGAUGAUCAAAAAAAUGCUUUACUGCGUAUUUGGCCGGUGUUGUCGCCGUGGUCGAAAUGUUACCUCGCCGCCAACAACGGGGAAAAAAACACAAUAAUAUAACAACAAUAAUAAUUGCAACCGCAGCCCAAUAUACAGUCGACUAUCAUUUUGCUCAAAAUCCAUAUUAUGCAAUGAUAAAAAAAUCAUGAAGUUAAAAAAUCAAUAUAAUAUUAUUUUUAAUUCAAAUCUGAAAAAAACUAAUAUUAAUUUAAAUUAAAAUCAAAAUAUUUAAUUCCUAUUCCGAGUCCCGAUUGUUAUUUGCUAGGAAUUUCCACGAAACCGGGAACGUUUUUUUAUUACGUUUAUUACUCUUACACGAAAUAAUACAUAAUAUUAUUAUAAAUUAUAAUAGAUUAUAAGUUAAUUAGAUUACAUUACGAAUCGCGAUAAACAAUAUUUACCAUCAAUAUUCCUAUAUUUGAGCGCGGAGCACACAUAUGAUUACAUAAUCCGAUAGUCGCACCUAGUCGCCAAUAUGCCUACAUGAAACUUUAAUACCUUUCUAGUUAAUAAUUGUUAUCGAUCAGUUUAUUGAAUUUUGUACAUAUUAUAUAGGUAUAUAAACUGUUUAUGUAUUGAAUUUCAGUUACGUGAAAAACGUUUAAAAGCAAAAAAAAAACAAAAUUAAACACAACUCUAUUUUACAAUAAUAAUUAAUACUUU